AUGGCAUCUACUCACAGAUUCUCGCAGUUCGAGUUUGAGCAUUACAAAGGAUUCCCGCUUGAUCUGCCACGACAGACACCCGCCAACACCUCGUUUUUGUUCGUUGUCAAGACGCCGGACUCAGAUAUCUUAUCAAGAUCUACUUCCCGUAGCGCUGCUGCCAGCAUCAACAGCCAUGCGCAGCGUUGGGCACAGGACGUUGGCGGGUCAAAGGGAGCUCUACCACUCCACACCAACAAGCCGGCUCCCAGUGUAAAUGCCGACUUGCGGUUUAAAAACUGCGUGAAUCGAUGUCGCAUUGACCGGCUGGGGGUCAGCGACACUAAGACGACCAAAUCAAAAUCAAGGCGAUCUGUCACUGCUUCCCAAUCCAAGUCAAGCAAGAAGAGGGUCCCCAAAGUCCAUUCUCAGUCACCCAUUACGAGAUCGAGUAAUAACAACACAACCGAGACCACCAGCCACCAAGACCAACGACCAAGUAAACACGAGCUUAAUCCAACGCUGCCAACGCCAUCAAGCCCACUGGCCGUCUUCAGUGGCUCCACAGCCUCUAUUCUCGACUAUGUUCGAAUCCCAUGCAUCUCUCUAGACCCCAACAUCCAGUCGGUGCUGCAGUACUAUUUGUCCUUUGUACUGCUCUCGACACCGACACCGACACCGGGCGAUGGCCCACAGUCAGAGCCACAAAGGGACACAAGACUAAUCCAACAUUCUUCGACCAUCAGAGCCAUUGUGCAAGGAUGCCUGCAGGAAACCGUCCACCUGUAUGCACUGUUGGCUGCAACAGCCAGUCGCAUGAAGCGCGUUUCUGGCAUACACUUUGCGCCUGAUCAUGGGCCGGAGAGCUACCUGUCAAAGGCCAUUCAGGGCUUACGAGCUCUGCUGACCGUCCAGAUGGCCUCUUCCGACCGCCAGCUUAUUCUCGACAUCUACUAUCUUAGUGUCUGCGAGUGGUACCUUGGCAGCUACGAUGCCGCCUACACGCACUCUAACUUCUUGAAACGCCUGCUAAAGGCAUUGCCUCCAGGGAUGUCCGAGUUCGACCAAUAUGUCUACGACAUGCUCAGCUACGAUAGUUCUUGGUUUUCACCGGCUGGCCUGGGCCUACCGAGCGGAUCAGACAGGCGGCCCAAGGGGCCCAAGACUUCUUCCUUCGUGCCAUAUCAGCUAUUGCCACAGGACCGGCAGAUUUGGGAUCUCGAGAGCCUCGAGCCUGAUGCACCUUGCCGCUGCUCGGCUCUACGCUCGGCCCUGCAGGGUCCCUCAUACAGCCAGGACCUUAGGGACAAGGUCCAAGGACUAGCUCCAAUACUCACCUUAUUUCGACACUUCAAUCCACCGCGGCUCGAUGAAGAGGAUCAUGCGAGCGCGGCGGCCAAUCAAUUGGUUUCAAGCUGCUCCGACCUGGCUGAACGCUUGCUUGAGAAGCCGAGUUACGGGAACGAGCUGUGCUGCAGGCUGGCACUGAUUUUAAACCUCCGCUACAUUGCACGGAUCGUGGCUGCGGUGCCUCCCUCUCCAUCCGGCCCGGCCGAGACAGAGAGAGAAGCAGUCCUCAGUACUCAGCGCCUCAGACGCCAACUCCAGUAUGAGAUCCUACUGCCCUCGAACGAAAUCUCUCGUAGUACGAGUACUACUACCGGCCUCUCCCGACAGCUAUCAUCAAGGGGCCCGCCGUCGCCGAUGACCACGAGCCUAAGCCUCCGCAGUAAGAUCUGGACGGGCGACUCCGAUGAGCUGUUGCUCUGGAUCCUCGUGACGGGCGUCCUUACCGCGCGAAGGGUGCACCUAUCUGACGAAGUGCACUGGUUCGGCACGCGCGCGACCGCGCUGAUGGGUCUUCUGGACAUCACGACACAUGCGCAGUUGCAGGAGCUGAUGCUCUCUUUCUUCGCUGUGGAUGGAAUGGUCCGGAUUGAAGACGACGAGGACCUGCUCCCCCUGGCUUGA
Messenger RNA from Exophiala aquamarina CBS 119918, 1950 nucleotides. RefSeq lists its product as uncharacterized. Bases 1 to 1950 code for a protein of 649 amino acids. NCBI's taxonomy places the organism in Eukaryota, Fungi, Ascomycota, Eurotiomycetes, Chaetothyriales, Herpotrichiellaceae. The record is from RefSeq and is a predicted model, not a curated record. The transcript has a single exon.